AUGCUCGCCUUGCUCGCUCCCUCUCUGCGCAUACACCCACACCCUCUCCUGCGCGCGCUGCCCUCCCCCGCGACCGCCGCGCGUCGCCACUGCUGCCGUCAACGUCGAGCGCCGUACCACACACCCACAUCUCCGUUCUCCCCCGCAUCCUCCUUCGCCGCCGCCAACCGUGCUGAUGCUGCUCAGAGCAGAAGAUCGAUCCACACGUCCGUGCUGCCCCCUCCGGCGCCCGUCCCCGAGCCUCUUUCCCUGCACAGCUCAUCGUCCUCGUCAUCAACGUCGCCCAAGACCGUGCUCAUCGUGAAUAAGCUGCGCACGAGGCCCGUGCUCGACGCGAUCGACGCGUUUCUGCGGCAUAUACGGGCGCGCUAUCCGGAGGUGCGCGUGUUCCACGAGAAUCGGCAGGAUAUCCCGCAGGAUGUAGAGCUCUGGCAGCCGGGCGAGGACGCGGAGAAGAUCGACCUCGUCAUCACGCUCGGCGGCGACGGCACGAUCCUGCACGCCUCGUCGCUCUUCAAGGUCGGCGCCGUGCCGCCCGUCCUGAGCUUCUCGAUGGGCACGCUCGGCUUCCUGCUCCCCUUCCAUGUGGACGACUUUGCGAACGCGCUGGAGAGCGUGUUCCAGGGCACGGCGACGGUGCUGUAUCGCAUGCGGCUGUCGUGCUCGUUUUAUGACAAGGAGGGCAAGAAGAUCGGGGACGACGGCCAAGACUGGCAGGUCAUGAACGAGGUGGCGCUUCAUCGCGGCUCGAGCCCGCACCUGAACACCAUCGACGCGUUCGUCGACGGGCAGCACCUCACCGAGUCCGUCUCGGACGGCCUGAUCGUGUCGACUCCGACCGGCUCGACCGCGUACUCGCUCUCCGCAGGCGGCCCGAUCGUGCACCCGUCGCUCAGCGCGCUCGUGCUCACCCCGAUAUGCCCGCGCAGCUUGUCCUUCCGCCCGCUCGUCUUUCCCGCGUCGUCCGCGAUCACGCUCCGGAUCGGCGGGCGCAGUCGCGCGGCGGCGGGCGUGUCGAUGGACGGGCAGGUCUCGCGCGUGCUGAGCGCGGGCGAGUCCGUGACCGUGCGCGCGUCGCCGCACCCGAUCCCGUGCAUCAACCGGUCGUCGAUCGCGGAGCCGAGCGAGGACGCGGUGCAUGGCGCGGACGGCGCGGGCAAGGAGGACGACUGGGUGCGCGAUAUCAAUAAUUUGCUGCAGUAUAAUGCGACGUUUAGGAGUAAGGCGCUGUUGAGGCAUAGUCGGGGUUGA
This is a messenger RNA of Heterobasidion irregulare TC 32-1, 1251 nucleotides long. RefSeq lists its product as uncharacterized. The record is from RefSeq and is a predicted model, not a curated record. The transcript has 8 exons. The coding region runs from base 1 to 1251 and encodes 416 amino acids. Gene Ontology annotation, biological process: NADP+ biosynthetic process; NAD+ metabolic process. Lineage: Eukaryota; Fungi; Basidiomycota; Agaricomycetes; Russulales; Bondarzewiaceae. Gene Ontology annotation, molecular function: NAD+ kinase activity.